This is a messenger RNA of Sclerotinia borealis F-4128, 1179 nucleotides long. The record is from the annotation of a GenBank genome assembly. NCBI's taxonomy places the organism in Eukaryota, Fungi, Ascomycota, Leotiomycetes, Helotiales, Sclerotiniaceae.
AUGGCAGAGACCACGACGGCUGCGGCUGAAGAAAGACAAUUCGUGGCACACUUCAGUCAAGAGCAGCACAUUUUGCCCCCUGAAGAAAUCCAGCAGAACCCAAGGAAUAAAGAAUUGGGUGCAAGUUCGAGGAGUUUGAGUGUGCGAGAUUUUGAGUUGGUGAGGACAUUGGGAACGGGCACAUUUGCUCGCGUCUGGCUUGUACGUCUUGCGAACCCCGCGGAAGAGGUUCACGAUAAGGUAUUCGCGCUGAAGGUUCUACGAAAAGUCGAGGUCAUCAAACUCAAACAAGUUGAUCAUGUUAAUCACGAGCGUUCAGUUCUUGCAGAUGUUGCUGGACAUCCUUUUAUUACUACAUUAAUUACUUCCUUCGCUGAUCGCGAUUCAUUGUACAUGCUAUUGGAAUUGGGGAACUUCAUCUUGGAUCUUGGACUAACACUUUUUGUCUUCACUAAGCUUGACUACUGCCCUGGGGGUGAAGUAUUUUCUUACCUUCGAAAGGCCAAACGAUUCGACGAAAACACAGCACGAUUUUAUGCCGCCGAAAUAGUUCUGAUCCUUGAAUAUUUACACGAGCGAGAGGGCGUUGCAUAUAGAGACAUGAAGCCAGAGAAUUUGUUACUGGAUGCUGAGGGACAUAUAAAAUUAGUUGAUUUUGGAUUUGCAAAACGUUUGGGCAACAGGGAGACAUAUACUUUAUGUGGUACACCAGAGUAUCUUGCGCCAGAAGUCAUUCAGUCGAAAGGUCAUACAACAGCUGUUGACUGGUGGGCUUUGGGUAUAUUGAUUUACGAAUUCUUAACAGGAUAUCCACCCUUUUGGCAUUCGAACCCAAUAGAGAUUUACAAACAAAUUGUUACCAAGCCGGUUUCUUUCCCUGCCGAACCUGCCGUCUCAUCCGCGGCAAAAGAUAUCAUUCGACAAUUUUGCACUGUCGAUCGAUCACAUCGUCUCGGAAAUAUAUCUGGUGGCGCUGCACGAGUUAAAGAUCAUCCAUUCUUUCUAGGAGUGAUCUGGGAAGAUGUAUACUAUAGGAAAUACCGUGGUCCGAUUAUACCCCCUUUGAGAUAUCCAGGCGAUGCUCAAAACUUCGAUUUGUAUCCCGAUGAAAAAGAAGGAAGAGAACCAUACACAGAUGAGCUCGCGGCAAAAUGGGACGAUUGUUUUAAGGGUUUCUAG